GGGAGAGGGACUGCGAACGCUUCACUGUUUGAUACAGAGAACUGCUGGAGCACAGCUUGGAGAGAAUGAAGUGUUUGGGAGGAAUUAUAUUUCUAGCACUCGCCGUCCCAGGCGCGCUGGGUUCGGUGGAGGUGUCUGUCCCUGAGCAGUUGGAUGUUGAGGUGGGACAGCCAGUGCGGAUCCCCUGCACCCACACCAUCACCGGGUCCAAGAGCAACGUGAUGGUGGAAUGGUUCAUCAUAAAUAAACUCGGAGAGCGACAAAGGAUUGCAUUUAAGGAUGCAACAAGCAGCGUGACAGACCCAGACACGGGUUACAGUGACCGAGCCACCAUGGACAGCGACUAUACCCUCUCUAUCAGUCAGGCCGAGCUGAUGGACGAAAGGUCCUUCCUGUGUCAGGUCAUCGCUGGAGCAGCGGGCAGUCAGGAGGGCAAGACGGAGCUGAAAGUCUACGAUGCCCCCGAGCAGCCUGAGGUGGAAUAUAAUCGAGCCAGCCUCUCAGUGACCGAGCAGCAUCCGUCGGAGAUUGGCACUUGCACCAGCAGAAAUGGAUACCCAGUGCCCUCGAUCGUCUGGUACAAAGAUGGAGUCUCGCUACCAACAGUCACCAAUCACAAUAACAAAAUGUACAUGACCCCUCGCGUUGUUAAGGAGGCCAGUGGACUGUACACAGCGACCAACAAACUCUACCUGAAGCUGUCCAAGGCAGAUAAGGACUCGCGCUAUCACUGCCAGGUUCACUUUCAGAUGAUGAACGGCAGGAAACACACCCUGGACUCCGAGGACUUCCAGAUCUCCCUGUACUACCACACAGAGGUCGUGACCUUUAAGCUCAUUUCGGCCGCCAUGAUCAAGGAAGGUGAUGAUGUCACGCUCCAGUGCUCAGCGGAUGGCUUUCCUCAGCCUGACUACACCUUCUAUAAGCUUGAGGAUGGUGAGGAAGUAGACCUUCGCACAAACAAGGAUGGCAUCCUGCGCUUAAAGAACAUAACCAAGCAGCAAAGUGGAAAAUACCAGUGUGAGGCUCUGGACUUUGAUGCUCCCCCUGAGGUGGAAUUGAAAAAGGAUCUCAGCAUUCACGUGAAUUAUCUGGAUCCUCUGGUGCUCAACCGCAAGGGACCGAUCACUGUGCAUCGGGGGGAAGAUGUGCAGGUUUCGUGCAUCACACAAGGGUCUGCGACCCCAAAGAUCACGUGGAGAAAGGGCGAGGAGCAACUCUCCCAUUCCGGGACCCUCAAGUUGGAGAAGGUGAGCUACAAAUCCAGUGGGACAUAUGUGUGUGAGGCCAGUGUUCCCUCCAUCCAUGGCCUCAUGAAAACCCAAAAGCUGGAGGUGGUUGUCGAAGGGAAACCAUCUCUGCACAACAACCCGUCCAAGGUGACUGUGGAGAAGGAAGGGGACAGCGUCACGCUGACCUGCACUGCCUCCGGGCACCCGAAACCCAAGAUCACGUGGAACGUGGAGAAGCAGCAACUGCAGACUUCCUCCGACAAUGCCGUGACCAGUAAGGUGUCACUCCCGGUCACCUCCGAGAUGGUACAAAGUGGAGUCAUGUGCAAUGCCACCAACAAGUAUGGCUCAGCCCAGUGGAGCUUCCAUUUGGCCAUUGUUCCACCCACCACGGCACCACCGAUGACAUCAGGAGAGAACCACGAGCUGCAAGGUGGCGGGGGAGGGGCGGUGAUCGCCGUGGUGGUGUGCGUCCUGUUGCUGCUCCUGGUGGUCGCCAUCUUGUACUGCCUGCACAAGAAGGGCAAACUCCCCUGUGGAAAACCUGGCAAGAAGGACACGGUUCACACGGAGGUCAAAAACGAUGACAUUGUCGUGGAGAUGAAGACAGGCCAGCAGGCCGAGGCCUCUGGCCUUCUGGGGUUGAACGGAGACAAGAGGCACGCUGGAGACAGGUGUUAAAUUGGAAUCUGAAGAUCAAUGUCUCGGAGGGAAGAUUGACAAGGACAAUGAUGACGAUGAUGAAGAGAGUGGGAGAUGGAAGAGAAGAUGUUGAUUCUGCUGGUGCGCUUGUAUCACCUUGGCCAUCGCGAAGCAGCUUCCCCACCGUUCAUUGACAUGGAGGGCCGGGACAUUCAAUCUCCUCGUAUUUUGUGGAUAUAAUAUAGGGCGAAUGAAUUGAGUCGGUACUCGUUAUAACAAACACAGCUUCCUGCUCGGCUCCUGUCACCACUUCCCCUCGCGUCUCUGCUCUCUCUCUCCCUUGGCCACCAUGACCUUUGGAAAACGCACCUCACCUGAAUUGGCUGAAGGCCGAGGCCUUUCUUGGAUGGGGCAAGGCCUCAUCACCGUUUCCACAGUUACGCUUCCGUCCCGGCUGGCUGUAACGCUCCCUCGACCUUUGCCCUUUACCGCCACAACCCCGGCAGCCAUGUUUGAGGCCGGAGAUUCCCACGGGUUGGGAGUCGGUGCCAGUGACGGUAGCCACGACCUUUCACCUCUGGUUCUCACUCACGGCCAGGUAGCCGGGGGCACUACACCCUCUUUCUCCACCAGUCGUCACAAACGGGGAGAGUCCAGGUGAACCGGCCCCUAAAUUGAUAAUAAAUAUGAGUGGAGCAAGGCCUCAGGAUCUGUGCCACUUGAAGUGGAAGAAGUGCCCUGGAGCCCCCAGUGGGUGGAGGUAGGUUUUUAAUUUGACCCUUGUGGGUGGAAGGUUGACUCUGUAGAGCAAACACCCAUUACACAAAGAGCCCAGUUCGAUCGAUUCCAAAGUCAGAUUGAAAAUCUAUCCCAUUCUAUAUAGACCUUUACUCUGUAUCUAACACCGUGCUGUACCUGUCCUGGGAGUGUUUGAUGGGGACAGUGUAGAGGGAGAUUUACUCUGUAUCUAACCCCGUGCUGUACCUGUCCUGGGAGUGUUUGAUGGAGACAGUGUAGAGGGAGCUUUACUCUGUAUCUAACCCCAUGCUGUACCUGCCCUUGGGAAUGAGUGAUGGAGUGCAAGUUUCUAUUGCUGUGAUUUGAAUUCCAUUGCCGAAACUCACCCACUUCGAUCAGGAAGAGGGGAGAGUGGUGAAUUUGGGGGUGUCCACCCCACCCUCAGUGGAGGGACACCUCCCUAUGAAGACGAGACCCUUGCCGGUGUGUGUGGGAGUUUGUAAUAACGAGUCACUACCGUACAUUUUUAAAGUGUUUGUGUUUCUUGAUGUUUUUCAAUGGGAGCAAAACGAGGUUAAUUUGCCCCCACGAGCAAUAUCACUUGCCAGCCCUGUUUGUUCCUCUUGCUUAGCAUGUGUUUAGCUCAAAGGGUCAUGACCUCUGGCCCCUGUGCUUAUGUCCAUGGGCUGCUCUGGACUGACCGAGUCUUGCGAAUUGUUUGGAUGGGGCUAUAAUUCCUGAGGAGAGGUCCUUGCAGCUCACUCUUUGCUCUUCCAUCGUCGCGUUGACAGGGUCUAGAGCAAGGACCAAUCCGUCCACCUUGUCUGCACGUCCUUUAUAACCCUAGUAUCUUGCAUCCGAUUGGUUGGCAAAGGAGCCAGUGAAAUGUGAGUUUGAAUUAAGCCCAUCGCCAUGGCUGUUUUGCUGCUCCUGAUCUACUUUAUCGUCCCCUCCUGCCCCACCCCACCAUCCGACCCCUCCCACCAUCACCCUUUCCGCUUCAGUCCAUCCACUCGGCUGCUCAGGCCUCUGACCUACUUUGGAUUCUGGGUAAAGUGACGCCCCCAGGGCCCAGCGUCCAAUUGCGUUUUCACCCACGAGCGGAAUCCAAUUCUGUCAACAAAAAAAAAAACCCCGGCACAGACCCC
This is a messenger RNA of Carcharodon carcharias (great white shark), 3760 nucleotides long. Its product is annotated as basal cell adhesion molecule-like. The transcript has 16 exons. Gene Ontology annotation, cellular component: plasma membrane. Lineage: Eukaryota; Metazoa; Chordata; Chondrichthyes; Lamniformes; Lamnidae. Bases 66 to 1913 code for a protein of 615 amino acids. The record is from RefSeq and is a predicted model, not a curated record.